Messenger RNA from Lepidothrix coronata (blue-crowned manakin), 1605 nucleotides. RefSeq names its product sorting nexin family member 21 (gene SNX21). The record is from RefSeq and is a predicted model, not a curated record. Gene Ontology annotation, molecular function: protein binding; phosphatidylinositol phosphate binding. Gene Ontology annotation, biological process: protein transport. The transcript is spliced from 3 exons. Lineage: Eukaryota; Metazoa; Chordata; Aves; Passeriformes; Pipridae. Gene Ontology annotation, cellular component: early endosome membrane.
AUGGCCGCUCGCAUCCUGCACCGGCUGCGGCACGCGCUGGCCGGAGAGGGCGGCCGGGAGGAGCCGGCGGGAGGCGGCGGCGAGACUGAGGACUGCCCGGAGAGCUCGGAGCUGGAGGACGACACUGAGGGGCUGUCGACGCGCCUAAGCGGCACCCUGAGCUUCACCAGCCACGAGGACGAGGAGGAGGACGAGGAGGAGGAGGAGGAGGACGGAGCUAGCGAGGAGCUGGAGGAGCCGCCGCAGGCGCAGGGAGCGGCAGCAGGCACAGAGGACGGAGGCAAGUGCUGGGGCGGUGUCGGGGGGCUGGCAGAGCCCUGUCCCUGCACUGGGCAAUGACACCCCUCUCCCGGCACAGAGUGGGGCCCCGCGGCGGAGCGCCCCGGCGGCAGCCUGCUGACCCGGCAGCUGCAGGAGCUGUGGCGGAGGUCGCGGGGCAGCCUGGUACCGCAGCGGCUGCUCUUCGAGGUCACCAGCGCCAGCGUGGUCAGCGAGCGCUCCUCCAAGUACGUGCUCUACACCAUCUACCUGAUCCGCACCGGCCAGUUUGACAAGGCCCCCGCCACCAUCGCCCGGCGCUACUCAGACUUCGAGCAGCUGAACCGCCGCCUGCGCUGCCGCUUCGGCUGUGACAUGGCCGGCGUUGCCUUCCCCAGGAAGAGGCUGCGCCGAAACUUCACCGCCGAGACCAUUGCCAAGCGGAGCCGAGCCUUCGAGCAGUUCCUGUCCCAUUUGCACUCCAUCGACGAGAUCCGCCGUUCCCCUGAGUUCCUCGAGUUCUUCUUCCUGCCGGACCUGCGGGCCGCGCAGCGCCUCACCUGCACCGGCAUGUACCGCGAGGCCCUGGCCACCUGGGCCAACGCCUACCGGCUGCAGGACCGGCUGGGGGUCUGCAGCUCCGGCCGCUUCCUCCUGACGUUGGCCGGGCUGGCCGUGUGCCACCAGGAGCUGGAUCAGCUCGGCGAGGCCCACAGCUGCUGUGAGCAGGCGCUGCAGCUGCUGGAGGCCCAGGGCAGCCACCCGCUGCUGGGGCCCUUCCUGCAGGCCCACAUCCACCUGGCCUGGAAGGUGGGCAAGGACAAGCGGCGCUCGGAGGCCCGGCUGCAGGACCUGCGUGAGGCUGGGCUGCCCCUGCAGCAGCAGCCCUCCCUGAAGGAGUGCCUGAUCAAGGAGCCUCUGGAGUGAAGCAGCCCGUGCCUCCAUGGACAGGAGGGCAGGGGCUGCAAGGGACUCGCACCCAUGGUGGCAGGGAGCAGGGCGCUGCCGUGAGUGGGGAUGUGGCAGGGGGGCAGUGCCACACUCCCAUGGCAGCAUGGCCCGUGCCUGGAGCUGCCUCCUAAAUGCACUUUCUCUGUGGUUAGUCUGUCCGGUGGGACUGGGGGCUCACAGGGGUUCACGGAGGUCCACUGCCCACAGUGACGUUGCUGGAGCCACUCCCCCUCUGUGGGGGAUCCUGGAGUGGCUGGGACUUUAGCUGGGACAUACUGGCACCGCACAAGGGAACGGGAAGGCUUCUGGCAGGGUUUGGGGCUCUUGCCGGGAACUUCCCAUAAAACUUAUAUAAUAAAAAGGACUUUAUUAAAUAAAGUCUUGGCAGGAAGAAGA